AUUUAUUUUUGGUCAAAUCCUCGCCUAACAUGCCUUUUUGGUCUUCUUUCGUGCACCCUCCUUUCUCCACUUCAUAUAAAACUCCACUGUGCCCCCCUUACCUUGUUUCAUCAAACAACUCAAUUCAAGACCUUAACUCUUUUCUCUCUCCAUUUUCUCCCUCUCACCGGCCAUGGCUUCUUCUGCCACACAUCUACCCAACACAAAUCCUCACAUUACAUUCUCACAAAGCUUCCGUCCAAUUAAGUCUCAUCCCUUUGGUCAGGUUUCACUGCCUAAUAGAAACAAUGACUUGUCUCCCUCUAAGCACUCAAUAGUAGCUUCUGGUUCUGCAUUAGGAAUCACCUCCACCCUUGCUAUUACUCUUACCAACAAUAACACUACUCUCUCACAACCUCCCGUGAGACAGGUUCAACCAGCCGUUAUAGUAAAUCAACCUUGGUUACCCGGUAAUCAAGGUUUUGGCAACCAUGCGAACCAGCUUAAUGUUGGCGAUCCUAGAAAACAUGCACCACCCCUUCAGGGUAGGCAGGUACAACCAGCUGUUGAUGUAGCAAAUCAACCUUGGUUACCAGGGAACCAAGAACCCUGGUUACCGGGGAACCAAGGUUUAGUUAACGAGGCGAACCAGCCGAAUGCUGAGGAUGCGAGAAAACAUGCACUGCCACCAUCGACUACUUGCCUAGCCAAACUAUGGAGGGAGAUUCAAGGGUGCAACAACUGGGAGAAUCUUCUAGACCCUCUACACCCUCUUCUCCGGCAAGAGAUCAUUCGCUAUGGCGAGUUUGUCUCAGCCUCUUACAAGGCCUUUGAUCUUGAUCCAACCUCCAAACGGUACUUGAACUGCAAGUACGGAAAAAAAAAUAUGUUAAGUGAAGUGGGAAUGGAGAAUUCUGGCUAUGAAGUCACCAAGUACAUCUACGCCACCCCUGACAUCAACAUUCCCAUCACAAACUCUUCUUCCAUUAAUUCUGGUCGGUGGGUUGGUUAUGUGGCAGUUUCAUCAGAUGAAGCUGUGAAAAGACUUGGAAGAAGAGACAUAGUUGUAACUUUCAGAGGAACAGUGACGAAUCAAGAGUGGAUCUCAAACUUGAUGAGUUCCUUGACACCAGCCAUGCUUGAUCCUCACAAUCCACAACCCCAUGUGAAGGUGGAGUCUGGUUUUCUCUCCCUAUACACCUCUGAUGAAAGCUCUUCAAAGUUUGGACUUCAAAGUUGCAGGGAGCAGCUUCUUUGUGAAGUGUCAAGGUUGAUGAAGAAACACAAAGGGGAGAGAGUAAGCAUAUCCUUGGCUGGUCAUAGCAUGGGAAGUGCUUUGGCUAUUUUGCUUGCAUAUGACAUAGCUGAGCUUGGGUUGAACAAAAAGAACCCAAAUAGUACUGAGACGGUUUCUGUCAUGAACCAAUUAUCGCAAACAGUUCCGAUCACUGUUUUCUCCUUCGGGGGACCAAGGGUGGGUAACUCAGAGUUCAAAGAGAGGUGUGAGGAGCUUGGUGUGAAGGUGCUAAGAAUAGCAAAUGUUAAUGACCCCAUCACAAAGCUACCUGGAGUUUUCAUGAAUGAGAAUUUUAGGGUUUUGGGUGGGAGGUAUGAAUUUCCUUGGAGUUGUUCUUGUUAUGCACAUGUGGGUGUUGAGUUAGUUCUUGAUUUCUUCAAUGUCCAGAACCCUUCUUGUGUUCAUGACUUGGAUAGCUAUAUUGGCCUUCUUAGAUGCCCUAAUAGUAAAAACAAGGUUGAAGUGAUGAUGCAGUCUCAAAGGGAAGGAGUGAACUUUUUGGUGGAGAAAGCAAGGGAGUUGUUUCUCUUGAGCUAUAACAACAUGAAAGUCUUGCCCCAAGGAAAUCACCUGCACCAUGGUUUGCUGAGUUCAUUCUCAAUGGAUAUAUUAAGUUCUUGGAGUGAUGAAUUGCUUUUUGGCCUAGUUCUUUUGUUGUUGUAAUUAAGUAGAUGAUAUUCUAAGUAUAUAUAGAAGUGAAGAAUCAUCAAUAAACUGAAGAGUGAAGGCUGA
Messenger RNA from Lotus japonicus, 2008 nucleotides. Its product is annotated as galactolipase DONGLE, chloroplastic-like. Gene Ontology annotation, biological process: jasmonic acid biosynthetic process. Bases 173 to 1939 code for a protein of 588 amino acids. The record is from RefSeq and is a predicted model, not a curated record. The transcript has a single exon. Gene Ontology annotation, cellular component: chloroplast. Gene Ontology annotation, molecular function: glycerophospholipid phospholipase A1 activity. NCBI's taxonomy places the organism in Eukaryota, Viridiplantae, Streptophyta, Magnoliopsida, Fabales, Fabaceae.